This is a messenger RNA of Ruditapes philippinarum (Manila clam), 1700 nucleotides long. RefSeq names its product multiple inositol polyphosphate phosphatase 1-like. Bases 118 to 1554 code for a protein of 478 amino acids. The transcript is spliced from 4 exons. Gene Ontology annotation, molecular function: inositol phosphate phosphatase activity; acid phosphatase activity. The record is from RefSeq and is a predicted model, not a curated record. NCBI's taxonomy places the organism in Eukaryota, Metazoa, Mollusca, Bivalvia, Venerida, Veneridae.
AUACAUUCCUGUGUAUCUUGACUUCGACCAUAUGUUGGAUGCUCUAUUAUAAUUUAUAAGUAUAGAUUUUAAAAUAUCUCAGUUGUGUAGCAUAGGGAGUAAAAAAGGUUCAUAUCAAUGUUUCAAUGUAAAUUAAGACCAAAUCUUUCAUUCGCGAAUGUCUCAGGUAAUAUUAAGUUUACUGUCGUGCUGGUAAUGGCGUUGGUGAACACAGUAUGUGUCGUUGUGAGCAUAGGUUUAAUUAAAUUAAGCUUAGGUGAUGUAUUCUCAUAUACAAACAUGGGAUAUGGAAAUAAUCAAUAUGGAAUCAAAACGGCGUACUUCUGGACACAUCCAGACAAAGGUUUAGUUAAGAAUCGGCUGAUGCAAAUAACGAUUGGCGGCCGGACUUGUAACGCAGUGCACGUGAAUGUUGUAGCAAGGCAUGGUGCUAGAUAUACUGGCUUAAAAGAUAUGCGUUCUUUCACUUUUCUUCAACGAAAACUGAAAAACAAUUUUUCCAAUCAGAAUUAUAACUUUAUAAACGACUGGGUUAAUAAUUACCCCGAAGAAAAGACAGAACAACUAACAGCGCUGGGGAGAAGAGAAAUGGCUUAUCUAGGAAAGUACUUUGGAACUGAGCUGUUUGAUUUAUUAAAUGGGACAUUAGGGGUAGAUGGCACGCCGAAAUUCUUAAAUUUUACAGCUACGCAUAAAGUACGGACACAAAAUAGCGUUAAAUUUCUCUAUAGCGGUUUAACAGACGUUUUCUUCGGGAAAAAUUCAACGAAUAUAAAUCCUAAGAUCAGAGAUGACAUUCUACGGUUUUAUGACAACUGUAAAAAGUAUGAGCAUGAUAUCGCAGAUAGGAGUGAGGUACUAAAAUUCGAGAACGGUCCAAAAUUUCAAAAGAUGCUCCGGGAUAUCACUAAGAGACUUGGUGCCAAUGUUUCAAUGUCAAUCGGUGACGCUAAGGUUUUGUACGUGUUAUGUGCGACGGAGCUUGCUAUUAUGAACAAGGCUGACUGGUGUACCUUAUUGACAGAAGACGACAGAGAAGUACUGGAAUACGACAAGGACAUUGAGGAGUAUUUAAUCAAGCUGUACGCUCACCCGGUAGUUGGUCAAAUGUCAUGUCCACUUGCUAAAGCUGCUUUUACAGAUAUGGAUUCGGCUAUCGCUGCAAACGAUCUUGGAUCAAGCUACACGAAAGGCAUAUUUCAAGUUGGUCAUACUGACACAGUAGUUGACCUUGCCACCGGUUUAGGCCUGUUCAAGGACGCCGAUGCCAUCAGAGCAGACAAUUAUGAGGCCAUGAAGAACAGAACAUUCAGGGCAUCAUCCCAUGACACCUUCUCCUCUCAUCUGGCAUUUAUUCUCUACAAUUGUGGUGGAUCAGGGGCAGAUAAUUAUGCAUUGAAACUGGUUUACAAUGGGAAACCUGUCACUAUCCCAAAAUGCAACAGUGAAACAUGCUGGUACAGAGAUUUUAGACUGGGUUACAAACAUUUUAUUGAUGACUGUGAUUGGAAUAAAGUGUGCUCAGUCAAUGAUGGUCAGCCUAUAGUGGGCUAAUGAAUAAUUUUAUGUAGAAAGGAUGUAGAUAGAUGGGACUUUUAACCAACUUUGUGCACACCUAACGUUUUUUUUAAACUAUCUGGUAUUUUUGUAUGUUAUUUGCUAUUGUCUUAAUACUAAUAAAUUUGAUACUUUCAGAGACU